Messenger RNA from Electrophorus electricus (electric eel), 2290 nucleotides. RefSeq names its product protein kinase, AMP-activated, gamma 3a non-catalytic subunit (gene prkag3a). NCBI's taxonomy places the organism in Eukaryota, Metazoa, Chordata, Actinopteri, Gymnotiformes, Gymnotidae. Gene Ontology annotation, molecular function: protein kinase binding; AMP binding; protein kinase regulator activity. The record is from RefSeq and is a predicted model, not a curated record. Gene Ontology annotation, cellular component: nucleus; cytoplasm; nucleotide-activated protein kinase complex. Gene Ontology annotation, biological process: protein phosphorylation; regulation of catalytic activity.
CUUCCUCGCUCCUAAUAUAGACCCUGCAGCUUUACGCGCAAGUGCGCUCGACGAGCGUGCUCAAAUCAGACGGACGUGGUGGCGUAAACUGCUCGAGCACAACGCUAUCGCGACAUACGUGCACCCACCAUGGAGUUUGUAAAGCAGGCGGUGCUUCCUGUGGACAGUGAGUUGAAUAGUUCAGCUCCAGACUCAGCCGACGAAAACUACCUGAACUUUAUGAAGAAUCACUGUUGCUAUGACGCUACUCCAACCAGCUGCAAACUGGUUAUUUUUGACACCACUCUGCAGGUGAAGAAGGCCUUCUUUGCACUGGUAGCGAACGGUUUACGCGCAGCGCCACUCUGGGACAGCACUCUGCAACGUUUUGUGGGUAUGCUGACUAUCACCGAUUUUAUCCACAUCCUUCACCGUUAUUACACGUCCCCAAUGGUUCAGAUCUACGAGCUUGAGGACCAUAAGAUUGAGACAUGGAGAGGUGAUUCAUUUCAAAAUGUUUACCUCCAGUACCAUGACCGAAGUCUUAUCAGCAUCAGCCCAGAUGCGAGCCUUUUUGACGCUAUCUACUCCUUACUGAAACACAAGAUCCACCGGCUGCCGGUUAUUGACCCUGAGUCUGGAAGUGUCCUUCAUAUUCUGACACACAAGAGAAUCCUCAAGUUCCUCUAUAUAUUUGGAGCUGUGGUUCCGAAGCCAAGAUUUCUGCGGAGGAAGAUAUUGGAGGCUGGCGUGGGAACGUUCAAAGACAUUGCCACGGUGCAUCAAGACGCCACUGUCUACGACUCGCUCGCCACAUUCGUGGAGAGGCGUGUAUCUGCUCUGCCGGUGGUUGACGAUGAAGGGAAAGUGGUCGCUCUGUACUCCAGAUUUGACGUGAUUAAUUUGGCAGCACAGAAAACCUACAACAAUCUGAGCAUGACCAUGCGAGAGGCAGUGCAGCGGCGGCAGUGUUUUAAUGAGGGUGUUAUCAAGUGCUACCCAGAUGAGAUGCUGGAGACUGCCGUGGACCGGAUUGUCGAGGCAGAGGUCCACCGGCUGGUCCUGGUGGACCGGGGCAAUGUGGUGCAGGGAAUCAUCUCCCUGUCAGAUCUCCUGCAGGCUCUGGUUCUCUCUCCGGCAGGCAUAGACGCUCUACAUUCCUAGCCAGGCAUCUGGACAGCCCCCACCCCUUGGGCUCUGCCCCUUGCCCUCACAUUCAGCGGCCCCUCCCCUCGAACACCGCAGGUAGGCCGCCACCUGCCUGUGCUUUUUUUUUUUUUUUUUUCACCUCUAGGGCCACCUGUAAUCCCAGACCUCAAAAACGACACUUUCUUUGGACAAUGUAAUGUUUGGGACCCCUGAACAUUGUCCUGUUCAGCAAGAGUGGUUGUCACCAGCAUGAACCAGCAGGCUUCUACAACUUUUUUGUCUUCUAAUUCUUUCAUUACAGUAUCAUAUGAGGCGAGUGAACUUUUCCCUAAGAUUGCUACACUGAGAACUGGAUUACUUUUCUUAAAACUGUCUGCACCAACAGAUAAUGAGUACAGUUACGGAACUUGCUGCCCUGCACAGUGCUAGGCAACACAAGCCUCUAUGUAACCCCUGCACACACAACUGGCACUGGAUGUGCAAGUGCCAGUGAUCCUCGGGGGUGGGCGUCUGGGAUGUGACCACGAGUUCCUUUUGUCAUGGCAGGAAUUGAAUGCCGAACGGCAGUCAUUGCGUGGUGAGUGAAGCCACGCAGCAUGUGCUGAGACGAGAGACAAUUGCUUAACCCUCCCCAUGACUGCUGUUAUCGUAUCAGGUUAGAGACAGGCCGUGAGGUACAAAACUUAGUUUUCUUUUCUUCAAACAUUCUUUGUCUGAGGUUUUGCAGAGAAAUGGUAUUUUCUAAUUAAGUGCUGGCUGGUGUUUUGAUAUGACAUGCCAUGAUGAUUACACUGAAGAAUGAAGAGGAACUUACGGGUAUACAACUGUUUUUCACUGCAAAUACUUUGUUUACAUAGCUUUAGUGAAAUAUUGGCUUGCUAAGUAUGUUAUGACCUGAAAUGUGAAUGAAUUAAAAAAAAGUUACUAAGUACUAUUUAUAAGUAUUGCAUAAGUAGUCUUUGUAUAUGUCUGGUAUGGGCGAUGAGUAUUGCACAAUAACAGUCUCAGUUACACUUAGUGAAACCAACCUCGUCACCAUUCGUUAUUCUAAUGUGUUUUAAAAUGCCAACUUUUAUGUAUGCUUAGUAUGCUUUAUGUGCUGUGCUUAUUUCACGUUAAAUCUAGUUUGCCCAACAGAAAUAAAUGUGCUGCUGAUGUAUUU